CCUUAUGCAAGAUCCUUUCCAAUACCUCACUCCACAAUGUUCAGCCAGGGCGGUACCAGCUCCUCGGAUCAGCAGGGGCAGGGCAAUAAGCGACAACGCACGGCUGCCAUGUACCACCGGAAACGUGCCGUGACGGCUUGCCAAUCUUGCCGAUUGAGAAAGACCAAGUGCGACAACGUUCGUCCAGUCUGUGGGUUCUGCUCCAGGAACGGGGCUCAAUGUGUUUAUCCUGGCUCUGGCCCUGAUAGUGAUUACUCAAGCUACGACCCGGCUAGUUUGACCAUUCUGGAUCGACUCAACCAUGUUGUUUCUCUUCUUGAGUCUCGACCUUUAGCAGUACUCGUGAAUGAUACUGGGUCAUACGACUCACCACAUGAAGCAUCUAACCUAUCAGCAAGGCAUUCUAGUGUCACCCAGCCAUUGCGUGUCGCUCCUAUACACGCAUCGAGAGAUCUAACGACACACGUCCCUGAAGAUGAUAUUCUCCAGAUCCUAGACCGCCCUGAUUUUCCGUCAGCAUCAAACAGUUGCGAAAGUAUUAUGCGCUGGCCUAUCUUCCAAGGCCUAGUACCUGAAGUCCACUACUUUGUCCUUGAAUCAGAUGUAGAUACAGAAGCAACACCGGGUGCUGCCAGGGGCGUCUCAGGAGGAAAGGGAGUUCAGGAAGAGGACUUCAUUCAACUUUCAAAACGGUUUCUGGCAUAUGUACAUGUUAAGAAUCCAAUUCUGGAUGUCAAGGAUUACAAGAAGAAGGUUAGAGAAGCAGCUGAGAAUGGGCCACGAUGGGAUGGCGCGUCUUGCCUUGUACUGAUAUCAUGCGCAAUUGCAUGCCUAUCGGUACCGUUUCACACGGAGGCAGACCUUGACGGCUCUCCUGCCUCAACGCGCUCAUCGACAACCACUAUUAUAGACCCAGACACCGCUGCAUCAUACUAUCUGGCCGCAAAGAAACGACUGGGACUGCUCCAGCCAUCACUCUUAUAUAUACAGUGCCUAUUCCUUUGUGGUAUAUAUGAGAUGUACUGCCUUCGUCCACUCCAGGCCUGGUUCCACUUCAAUCGCGCUUGUGUCGAUUUGCGAAACAUCCUCUGGACCCGCAGUCAGAAGAAAUCGAGUGAGGCAACCACACAGGAAACCCGUCGACUUGAACAAAGACUGUAUUGGUCUUGUGUUAAAACAGAAUAUGAAUUACGGUACGAGAUACCGUUGCCGCCAAGCGGUAUCACACAGUGUGACUAUCCAGACAUGUUCCCCUCUCCACCAACGGAACUGACCUCUCCAUCGGCCUAUGAUCGGGGUGACACAUUGGACGACGAUAUUGUCCCCGAAGAAGAGAAGAGUUGGUUCUAUUAUUUGGCAGAGAUUUCUUAUCGAAGGAUGAUGAACCGAGCCAUGGCUGUAAUGGCCCGGAGCGGAGAGCAAGGUUGGAGUGAUAAUAUCUGUAAAGCUAUGGAGCAUUGCAAAGAGUUCAACGAACAAAUAGAUCUUUGGUAUUCGCACAUUCCACCUCAAAUCGACCCAAAGAACGCAGUCCACACCAACAACGAGCUGGCACAGUUUUUGAGGAAUCGUGAACUAUCUUGUCGAGAAUGGAUACACCGUCCGUUUCUCUUCUACAUACUUCACCAAUCGCCAGAAGAUGAACACUACGGUCGAGCUAUGCCACUGGCGCAGAGGUGUCUGGAGUUGUGCGUAGAGCAUCUCUUCCGAACUUACGGUCAUAAUCGGCAUCAUGGGACGUGGUAUAUUGCCCGUUCUUGUGUGACCAAAGCUCUAGUCUUGCUGGCUGCGGCUAAGAGUGGUCGCAUACCGCUCCCUCCAGGCUGGAAAGAGGCAUUGGAAAUUGCGCGAUGGACAAUAAAUCGGUGGUCCGGUGAAGCUCCGGACCUUGAGUGGGCCCAGAGAAUGUUGGAGGAUAUUCUUGGAGAGGUUGAAAAGCAUGUGUAAAAGUGUAUAAAACACGAUG
Molecule: messenger RNA, 1966 nt
Organism: Fusarium odoratissimum NRRL 54006
Lineage: Eukaryota; Fungi; Ascomycota; Sordariomycetes; Hypocreales; Nectriaceae
Exons: 5
Coding region: 37-1947 (636 amino acids)
Biological process (GO): regulation of DNA-templated transcription; DNA-templated transcription
Molecular function (GO): DNA-binding transcription factor activity, RNA polymerase II-specific; DNA binding; zinc ion binding
Source: RefSeq, a predicted model, not a curated record